Messenger RNA from Soboliphyme baturini, 390 nucleotides. The record is from the annotation of a GenBank genome assembly. Lineage: Eukaryota; Metazoa; Nematoda; Enoplea; Dioctophymatida; Soboliphymatidae.
AUGACACAGACGAAGUCUUUUCAAGAAGCAACGGAGAAUAAGUACGUCAAGAAGCUGAUGCACGUUCCUUCUGGAUAUCGCGGGUCUUUAGGCGUUUCUGAUACACCUCUGAUUUUGGCCAUCAGAGUCAGACAUAUCGGUGGCACGGCUGUGAUCAAUAUUCCACCGCCUCCUUCGGAUCGACUGUGGUAUGGUUUUCUGUCCCCUCCGAAGAUUUCACUCCAGGCGAUACCUAAGGUCGGAGGAAGGACGGUUAAUGUUGCUAACAUAACGGAAUGGAUUGAAAAGAAGUUGAUAUCCUUGGUGGAGAAAGCUCUGGUGAUUCCGAACAUGGAUGACAUCAUUUUACCCACUACCGCGAACCAGCCGCUUUUCAGCACCUACAUUUAA